Aspergillus steynii IBT 23096 is the source of this 1177-nucleotide messenger RNA. RefSeq lists its product as uncharacterized. Lineage: Eukaryota; Fungi; Ascomycota; Eurotiomycetes; Eurotiales; Aspergillaceae. Bases 457 to 906 code for a protein of 149 amino acids. The transcript has a single exon. The record is from RefSeq and is a predicted model, not a curated record.
AUGGCCGGCGUUAAACUCAACUGCCUUGGAGGACGCCUCGCGGAUCCUAGGUCGACUCCUCAGGCUUCACUCAAUCUGACCAGAACGAUCGAGGGAAUCUUCCAUGAACCCGAUCUGUUUGCUGUUAGGUAGUUAUAUAACUACUUGCAGGCGGAUGAUGAAAGCCAGAGGGGGAUCCACGGAGACCGAAAGGGGAGAAAAAGUCAAUUUGGGAGGCGAUGAAUUCAUGGAAGACCAACGAGGUGAACUAUUUUCGGAAUCAUCUGUAACCGGCCCACUCCGCGUGUUGACGGGCAUCAUUGGCUGGACGGCCUCGAAAUAGGGACGGCGAGGCGCGGAGAACGGGAGACAACGGCCCCGACCACGGGGGGUUUGGGCGCCUUGGGGCCGUACGGGCGACGUAAGGGCGCUGCCAAAUACGCGGCCACGGAGCGUCGUGGCCCGGCAUCCCCUUGUAUGGCGACGGUAUUGAUUACAGGCGAAGGGGACCAGCCCGGCGGAGCGCAAUGCACUAGGGCAGGCCAAUCACACCCGCGCGACCCACCACGUCUGCCCCCUUCGGGACUAGUCCGACUCGUCUAUCAGGCAGACAUCCAAAACGCAUCAGCCCCGGCGAACAGCCUCCAUGACCGUCAUCUUCCUUCCAGCCAGAUCGCAUGUCUGUUUUCCUCCUCGCUUCCCCAGUCCCAAUAUCUAAGCUGUGUCAUCCCUCCGCCCGCUGCUGCCUUCUCUCCACCACCUGGAUUCCUCUUCGGAACUGAGCUCUUCUCGAACGCCAUCGAGUCCCAAGAAACCGCUUUUCGAACUGGGGCCUUUUCUCCCCUUUCGCAGUUGCUCGAACUAGCCGUUGCAUGCGGAUACUUUAUUUCCAUCGUUAAGCCAGGUCAGACAGGUCCGACGUUUUAGCUUGCCGUAAGUACUCGAGAGACGGUUUAUCAGACCACCCGUUUGUCUCCUUUUCGCUCUGGAUACUCCCUGGUGGAAAACAACAGAGGGGAAACUGAAACGACAACCAACUGAUUGAUGGACUAUAAAAGUGUAAACGUCCCGACGAGUCCAGCCUUUGUUUUUCAAUUUCCACCGCGCCGAAGGAGUCUGGUGACUCUCACACCACCAUGUCGACCACUUCAGGUGUAGAGACUCAAACUCAUCGGCAUCCCCGCCGCCGAAUGAUGCU